Messenger RNA from Struthio camelus australis, 978 nucleotides. The record is from RefSeq and is a predicted model, not a curated record. Lineage: Eukaryota; Metazoa; Chordata; Aves; Struthioniformes; Struthionidae.
UUACAGAUACUGGAAGGAUGCCGAACUGGGGUGGAGGGAAGAAGUGCGGUGUGUGCCAGAAGGCAGUGUACUUUGCUGAGGAGGUGCAGUGCGAAGGCAACAGCUUCCACAAGUCCUGCUUCUUGUGCAUGGUCUGUAAGAAGAACUUGGACAGCACCACUGUUGCUGUGCAUGGAGAAGAGAUCUACUGCAAGUCUUGUUAUGGCAAGAAGUACGGUCCCAAGGGCUAUGGAUACGGACAGGGAGCUGGGACCCUGAGCACUGACAAGGGCGAGUCUCUGGGAAUCAAAUAUGAAGAGGGCCAGCCCCACCGACCCACCAACAAUCCUAACUUCUCUGGAAUGGCCCAGAAAGUAGGAGGUUCUGAUGGGUGCCCUCGCUGUGGCCAAGCGGUGUAUGCAGCUGAGAAGGUGAUUGGAGCUGGAAAGUCCUGGCACAAGUCCUGCUUCCGUUGUGCCAAGUGUGGCAAAAGCCUGGAAUCCACCACCCUGGCAGACAAAGACGGGGAGAUCUAUUGCAAAGGCUGCUACGCCAAGAACUUUGGGCCCAAGGGCUUUGGCUUUGGGCAGGGAGCCGGGGCGCUCAUCCAUUCGCAGUGAGGCACCCAGGGCCUGGCACUCUGCUCACACUGGGCUUGUCUGGACCAGUCUUUGCUACCUGAUCCUUCCCGCACUCGCAGUGAGCACCCUUAUUGUAAUCAAUAACCGCCUGCUACUUCACAGCACAAACUCCUUCUUCUCUGACCUGACCCAGCGCUCUCUGAAGCCGUGGGGGUCCUUCCAUCGGUCUCAUCAGGCCCUGCUGAUACAAAUAUAGACGGGGGACACAGCUCACACACACAUACACACAAUGAGGCCCAUCCUCUGGAAAUGUUCUGCUCCAUGUUAUCCGUGAAGGCGCCUCAUCCUGCCAGGAUGCGCAUCCAGCCAUGCAGUGCUGUGUCACAGAGCAAGUAAUAAACAUCAAAGUUGACCAAAG